Messenger RNA from Spirodela intermedia, 462 nucleotides. The record is from the annotation of a GenBank genome assembly. Lineage: Eukaryota; Viridiplantae; Streptophyta; Magnoliopsida; Alismatales; Araceae.
AUGGUGAAUUGUGUUUCAUUGGUGAUAAAGAUAUCCGUCUAGAAGGUGAUUUGUGAUUUGCUGGAGAAGGUGACCUCCGACGGAGUUUUACAGGUGACCUACGACGUAUAGGAGAUUUCCUCCAUGAAGGUGAUGGAGAUCGAUGAUGUCGACGAGAAGGUGAUUGCCUAUGAGAACGUGGUGGUGACCGACGACGUGGAGGUGACCGAGACCGGCGACGUAUAGGUGAUGGCCGACGAAGGCGAGGGGAUGGAGAUCGCCGACGCACUCGGACGGGAGACCUACGGCGAAAAGGAGAUGGGGAUCUAUGAUGCAAGCGAGGUGAAGAUCUUCGCCUUGCAUAAGGUGAUCUCCGCCUUGAAGCAGGAACCUGAGGUGAACGAUGCCGAUGAGGUGAAACAGAAUAUCUUGGCAGAGAUCGGCGCCUCCUGUCCUGAGAAUGCAAAUGCCUUGGAGGACUAG